CGAGGAGGCAGGACGUGCGCGUGACCACUCAACUGCCCGAGCCUGUGGCCGAGAGGGCGGGGCGGGACAGGGACAGAGCCCCGACACCUAGGCCUGCUGGGGAGGGGCCGAAAGAAGGGGAGGUGAUGCUCCUUUCCUAGGGAAGGGGCGGGGCGAGGUGCGCCGAUAGCGUGAGCUCGGGGGACUCGCCCGCCGCUACCAAGCCUAGCUGCUCUGUCCUUUUCUCUUGUCGUCCACACCUACACCAGCACCGCCGCCGCUCGGUCGCCGUUUGUGGGUUAUGGCGGCGGCGGCAGCGGGGGCCGUGAAUGAAUUCUCCGGGCGGCAGAGGAAAGAAGAAAGGCUCCGGCAGCGCCGCGCCCGCUGGGCCUCCGCCCCCCUGCGCGGGCCCCGCCCCUCCCGCGGCCGCCGGCCCGUCCCCGCAUAAGCGGAACCUGUGCUACUUCUCGUGCCCGUUGCUGGCCACCUUCGCGCUGCUCCGCUUCGUCGCCUUCCACCUGGGGCUCCUCUUCGUGUGGCUCUGCCAGCGCUUCUCCCGCGCCCUCAUGGCCGCCAAGAGGAGCACCCGGGCGGCGGCCACGGCGGCCACCGGGCCGGGGGCGACGGCGGCGGCCUCGGCCCCGGCCCCGCAGCCCGUGCCGGCGGGCGGGGAGGCCGAACGAGUGCGCGCCUUCCACAAGCAGGCCUUCGAGUACAUAUCCUUCGCCCUGCGCAUAGACGAGGACGAGAAAGCAGGACAAAAGGAUCAAGCUGUGGAAUGGUAUAAGAAAGGAAUCGAAGAGCUAGAGAAAGGAAUAGCUGUUGUAGUCUCAGGACAAGGUGAUCAGUGUGAUCGAGCUAGGCGCCUUCAAGCUAAAAUGAUGACUAAUUUGGUCAUGGCCAAGGACCGUUUACAACUUUUAGAAAGUGGAGCUGUUCCCAAAAGAAAGGACCCAUUAACACACACUAGUAAUUCACUUCCUCGGUCAAAAGCAGUUGCAAAAACUGCAUCCACAGGUCUUUCAGGUCACCACAGAGCACCCAGUUGUAGUGGGCUAUCCAUGCUUUCUUCAGCUAGACAGGGGACUGUCCCUGCAACUACAUCUCAUAAGGGCACUCCCAAAACUAAUAGGACAAAUAAGCCUUCAACCCCUAUGACUGCUGCUCGAAAAAAGAAAGACUUGAAGAAUUUUAGGAAUGUGGACAGUAAUCUUGCUAAUCUUAUUAUGAAUGAAAUUGUUGAUAAUGGAACAGCUGUCAAAUUUGAUGAUAUAGCUGGACAAGAGUUAGCAAAGCAAGCAUUACAAGAAAUUGUUAUUCUUCCUUCUCUUAGGCCUGAGUUAUUCACAGGACUUAGAGCCCCAGCUCGAGGAUUAUUGUUAUUUGGCCCACCUGGAAAUGGAAAAACUAUGCUGGCCAAAGCAGUAGCUGCAGAGUCCAAUGCAACUUUCUUUAAUAUAAGUGCUGCAAGUUUAACCUCAAAAUAUGUAGGUGAAGGAGAGAAAUUAGUAAGAGCUCUUUUUGCCGUGGCUAGAGAACUUCAACCUUCUAUAAUUUUCAUAGAUGAAGUUGAUAGUCUUUUAUGUGAAAGAAGAGAAGGAGAACAUGAUGCUAGUAGACGUUUAAAAACUGAGUUUUUAAUAGAAUUUGAUGGUGUACAGUCUGCUGGAGAUGACAGAGUCCUUGUAAUGGGUGCAACUAAUAGGCCACAAGAGCUUGAUGAGGCUGUUCUUAGGCGUUUCAUCAAACGAGUGUAUGUGUCUUUACCAAAUGAGGAGACUAGACUGCUUUUACUAAAAAAUCUAUUAAGCAAACAAGGAAGCCCAUUGACCCAAAAAGAGCUAGCUCAGCUAGCUAGAAUGACUGAAGGAUACUCAGGAAGUGAUUUAACAGCACUUGCAAAAGAUGCAGCCCUGGGUCCCAUACGAGAACUGAAACCAGAACAAGUGAAGAAUAUGUCUGCCAGUGAGAUGAGAAAUAUUCGAUUAUCUGAUUUCACUGAAUCCUUGAAAAAGAUAAAGCGUAGUGUGAGCCCCCAAACCCUAGAAGCAUACAUCCGUUGGAACAAGGACUUUGGAGAUACAACAGUUUAAAGAAGUACUUGUGUGAAACUGAGGAGAUUAUGUUUACCUGCCAAGGGGAAAAAAAACAUUUGUGAAAGCAGCUGGUUUAAACUGCUGAAAUUCGGCUUGAGUUUAUGGGAUCUUACAGAUUCUCACAACUAUUUGUGCACUAAACUUGAAACUGAACCAGAAAGCAAAUUUGAAUAAAAACAUACAAUGUGAAUAGAAUACUUUUGCUGUUUAAGGCAUCUUUGCCUUUAUAGUCAGGGUUUCUUUGCUGGGUACUGUAAAUUAGAGCACAAUAAAAAGUGAUUAAGAUCUUCUAGCAGUUUAAUCAUGGUGUGAAUAAUAAUUUGUAUAUGUUGUUACAGAUGAAAGUAUUCCGGAGACACAAAUAGUAAAAGGCAUAGGCCCCUUUCUUUGGUCCUGUGUCUUCUCACUUUUUUCCUCAUAACAUACUUUUUUCAUUCCCCUAUCCAACAGUUGUCUUAACUAUAACAUCUAAUUAGAAUGCCAAAUGCUGUAAGUUUAUUUUAUUUUUCAAAAUUCAAUCCAGUGUGCCAAAUGAACUUUUUCCCUAUGCAACAAGAAUAGGAAAAAACAUUCUCAAUAUUAGAGGUUAUUUAGUUGCAUAAAUCUGUAAAUAUAUUAUUAAGCACUUGGGACUUUUUUACCCCUUAUAUUUUUUCCUGCUAUAUUGCUACCAAAUGAUCAGUUUGACAGCAGCAAAAUUCCAGCAAAACUAAGUAGUAACUUAAUUUUUUACACAUCUUAUAGCCCAAUUCACAUUUGGAGUACAAUAUUUUUUUUUCCUUUUAAUAUAUUUGUAAAGAAUCAACAACCGUGCUUUUCCUUGGUCCUAAUUUGUUUCUCCUGAAAUCGUUUUUGUUUUUUUUGUUUUGUUUUUUUUUUGUUUUGUUUUGUUUUUUUAAGAGCCAACAUUAACUACUGUUACACUGGUUUAGAAGGAGGAAAAAAGGGGGUAAGUUAUUAACUUAAACAUUUCUAAUUUUUUGCUUCUUUCAGACUGUUUACAGGAAUACUUAUAAGCCAGCAAAACUACCAUCCUUAAUUCUUACUAGUGAUUAAUCUAUUGAACCAAGCUUUAAAAUAAAAGGUAUUGGAUUUUUUUAUACAUUGCAUACAGUAACAUUUUAUAGGUUUCAUGUGCUCACUUUGUAUGCUAAAAGUCUUAGACCCAGCUAAUCUGCUUUUUUAAAAAUAUAUGUAACUGUUUCUUGUUUGUAUAAAUAUGCCUGAAUUUUUAAUUAUGAAAAUGAAAUUGUAGUAAAUAGAAACUCUUAAAUCAUCAUCUAUUAAAUAUUGUAAUAAAGGGAAAUGGAUAUUUGCCCUUAGUUUACUUGUUAAAAUUUUGUUUACAGCAUUAUCUGUGGUGCUUAUAUGCUAUUGUUACAACUGGAGAGAAUAAAUUUGUAGUAAGAAGUA
Messenger RNA from Sarcophilus harrisii (Tasmanian devil), 3488 nucleotides. RefSeq names its product spastin (gene SPAST). The coding region runs from base 309 to 2072 and encodes 587 amino acids. Gene Ontology annotation, cellular component: microtubule cytoskeleton. The transcript has 16 exons. Gene Ontology annotation, molecular function: ATP hydrolysis activity; microtubule severing ATPase activity; ATP binding. The record is from RefSeq and is a predicted model, not a curated record. Lineage: Eukaryota; Metazoa; Chordata; Mammalia; Dasyuromorphia; Dasyuridae.